This is a messenger RNA of Colossoma macropomum (tambaqui), 1704 nucleotides long. RefSeq names its product actin related protein 2/3 complex, subunit 1A (gene arpc1a). Gene Ontology annotation, biological process: Arp2/3 complex-mediated actin nucleation. Gene Ontology annotation, molecular function: actin filament binding. The record is from RefSeq and is a predicted model, not a curated record. The coding region runs from base 203 to 1315 and encodes 370 amino acids. The transcript is spliced from 10 exons. NCBI's taxonomy places the organism in Eukaryota, Metazoa, Chordata, Actinopteri, Characiformes, Serrasalmidae. Gene Ontology annotation, cellular component: actin cytoskeleton; Arp2/3 protein complex.
AGGUGCGUCUACGCGGAGUGUCGUUGCCAUUUCCCGGAUUCCUGGACAGGCCGAGAUCAGGAGCAGCCGGAGUGGAUUCGUGUCGACUGUCCAGAGUCCGCGAAUUCAAGUCCGUCCGAAAAAGCGAAGCAGCGGCGAGGCGUUUGUGGAUAUUUCACAAGAACCUCUCUCCAGGGUUGCAAAAAAAAAUUGAAAGAAGAAAAUGUCACUCCACCAGUUUCUCUUGGAACCUAUCACAUGCCAUGCCUGGAACCGGGACAGGACCCAAAUUGCUAUCAGUCCAAACAAUCAUGAGGUUCAUAUAUACAAGAAGAGUGGAAAUCAGUGGGUGAAAGCCCAUGAAUUAAAAGAACACAAUGGACACAUCACAGGGAUUGACUGGGCUCCCAAAAGCGAUCGGAUUGUAACCUGCGGAGCAGAUCGCAAUGCUUAUGUGUGGAGCCAGAAGGACGGCGUAUGGAAGCCCACUCUUGUCAUCCUCAGGAUCAACCGUGCUGCCACGUUUGUGAAGUGGUCUCCACUGGAGAACAAGUUUGCAGUGGGCAGUGGAGCUCGCCUCAUAUCUGUUUGCUACUUCGAGUCUGAAAAUGACUGGUGGGUGAGCAAACACAUCAAGAAGCCUAUCCGCUCCACUGUCCUCAGUCUUGACUGGCAUCCAAACAAUGUACUUCUGGCAGCUGGGUCAUGUGACUUCAAAUGCAGGGUAUUUUCUGCAUACAUCAAAGAGGUGGAUGAGAAGCCAGCUCCAACUCCAUGGGGGUCCAAGAUGCCGUUUGGCCAGGUGAUGGCAGAGUUUGGUGGGGCAGGUAGCGGAGGAUGGGUCCACAGUGUCUGUUUUUCAGCCAGUGGGAACAGACUGGCCUGGGUCAGCCAUGACAGCACUGUGACUGUGGUGGACCCUACAAAAAGCUCAACGCCAAGCCAACUGAAGACGGAAUUCCUUGCUCUCCUGAGCGUGACUUUUGUUUCUGAGAACAAUAUUGUGGCAGCAGGUCACGAUUGCUGCCCAAUGCUGUUCAGUUUUGAUGAUGGUGGAACCUUGACCUUCAUAUCCAAGUUGGACAUUCCAAAGCAGAGCAUCCAGCGCAACAUCUCUGCCAUGGAGCGCUUCCGCAACAUGGACAAGAGAGCCACCACUGAGGACCGCAAUAGCACUCUGGAAACCCUUCACCAGAACAGCAUCACCCAAGUGUCUAUAUAUGAAGGAGACAAAAGAGAUUGUCGCAAAUUCUGCACUACAGGAAUCGAUGGCGCAAUGACCAUAUGGGACUUUAAGACUUUAGAGUCCUCUAUUCAAGGCCUAAGGAUCAUGUAAAAGAACUCACUCUGUACUAGCAUGACACAGCGCAAGCAAUGCAGCUUGAAGACUAACGAGAUUUCUGAUAACACUUCUGAAAGUUUUUAACUGAAAAAAAAGCACUGAACAGUGGUGUGAGCUGACGUGACACUCUUAAAACGGAAAAAAAAACACUAAUGGAAAAUGGGGGUUAGGGUCUUUUUUUGUUUUGUUGGGUUUUUUUUUUCUUUUUUCUGUUCUUUUCUUUUUGUUUUUCUCUUUUUUUAAUUCUAUGCCAAAGCUGGUGCUCCAGCAGUCUGACAUUUGAUCUUGGUGUUCUGGUCCUUUAGGGGAACCAGAGUGGCGUUAAAUUAAAGGAGAAUUUUAUGUAAAUGGUCUGCUAGAAAUAAAUGAAGUAUACAACACAA